This is a messenger RNA of Thlaspi arvense, 774 nucleotides long. The record is from the annotation of a GenBank genome assembly. Lineage: Eukaryota; Viridiplantae; Streptophyta; Magnoliopsida; Brassicales; Brassicaceae.
AUGGAGGGAGAAGAAAGUCUGUUGGAUGCUAUAAAUGAGGACGACGGAUUUGAAUCCAUGGAAGAAGAUGUUGACAUGGUUGAUGUGGAAGAAGGCGAGAUUGUUGUGGACCAGGACUUACAACCUGGAGAGAGACAAGAUGGAGACAAAGAUAAAGAAGGGCUCUUGUGUAAGAAGAACGGACCGAAUCAGCCAAACAAGAACAAGAAGAAGAAGAAGAAGAAGAAAAGAAGGCAAGGCGCUGUGAUGGGGAAACCCAUGGAUUUAGACAGGUUUGUUAGGGAUACGUGUAGACGCCUGAAGGAAAAGAAGUCUUACAUGGUAUACACAGCUGUUGGAUGUCUUGGAAUGGCUGCCUUGAGUGAUCUUGUCAAUGAGGUGGAAGCAAUCGAGACAGUUGGAGGUCAGGUGACUGCUGAUGGCAGUAGGAAACGGACAGGUGGUGGUGUGUUGUGGAACAUCAUCAAAGCGAGACAACCCGCAGCUCACAGAGAGAUUAUGAAAAAGACCAGAGAGUUUGAGAAGCAAUUUAGGUACCCAAACACGAGACCGAAGUUAGGUAGCUCAUCCGAAGGACUUGCCUCUGGAAAUGCAUCUUCUGAUGAAGCUCUGGCCAGUGAGAGGUGUCCUAUGCCGGUAUCUGAGCAGGCUGAAUCCAAACCGCAGGAAGAAAGGAAAUCUGUUCAUGAGAGGAUCAGAGUACCUGUUUCAUAUGAUGACCUUUUCGGAGAAGUGCCUCUCGAUGCUUCACAAGCACAACAAUCUUCUGCUUAA